UGUUCUUUGUUUGACAGUUCUGUUGUGAAAACCCGCGAAUGUAGACGUAAACGUGUCGGUGUCGAUGUUUUUAUUGUAAUUAUCACAAUUAUAUAUUUAUUAACGAUAAAAGAAAGAAAUACAGUUUCAAAAAAGCAGUUAAGAUCAACAAUCAUGAGUAGUAAUGCAAAAAGGACGAUAUACGUUGGUGGCUUAGCUGAAGAAGUAGACGAAAAAAUGCUUUCUGCAGCAUUUAUUCCUUUUGGAGAUAUUGUUGAUAUACAAAUUCCUUUAGAUUAUGAAUCGGAGAAACACAGAGGAUUUGCUUUUAUAGAAUUCGAAGCUGCUGAGGAUGCUCUUGCAGCAAUUGACAAUAUGCACGAUUCGGAAUUACAUGGGCGGACAAUUCGUGUGAAUAUCGCUAAACCGCAAAAGAUUAAAGAAGGUUCCUCGAAACCGGUCUGGGCAGACGAUGCCUGGCUACAGGAACACGCAGGAGAAACCUUAAAAGGAUCGGAAACGACACCUGCCGAAGACACUGUGUCAGCUUCAAAGAAGAAACAAAAUCCACAAGUUUACUUCGACGUCAGUAUCGGAAGACAAGAACUCGGCAGAAUAAUAAUGAUGCUCCGAGCUGACAUUGUUCCAAAAACGGCAGAAAAUUUUCGUUGUCUCUGCACUCACGAGAAGGGUUUUGGAUAUCAGGGAAGUUCGUUUCAUCGCAUCAUUCCGGAUUUUAUGUGUCAAGGAGGAGAUUUCACCAAUCACAAUGGGACCGGUGGUAAGUCGAUUUAUGGUAAAAAAUUUGACGACGAGAAUUUCGAUUUAAAACACACUGGACCCGGGACAUUGUCGAUGGCAAAUUCUGGUCCAAAUUCAAAUGGUUCACAAUUCUUUUUGUGUACCGCAAAAACCGAGUGGUUGGAUAAUAAGCACGUUGUUUUUGGUCACGUUCUCAGUGGACUGGAGGUUAUGAAGAAAAUUGAAAAGUGCGGCACUAAAGGUGGAACUCCUUCGCAAAAAGUUGUUAUCACAAAUUGUGGUGAAUUGACGUGAAGAAAAUAAGACUGAAAUAGAUCCAAGUUUGUUUUACCGAUAAAAUAGUAACAAAAUAUUUAUUUUCCCUUGGAAAACGAAUACAAAGAGAAAUAACAGUCACCGUAAAAAAAAUAUAAACAAUUUUAAUAGUA
Leptopilina heterotoma is the source of this 1169-nucleotide messenger RNA. RefSeq names its product peptidyl-prolyl cis-trans isomerase E. Gene Ontology annotation, cellular component: intracellular membrane-bounded organelle. The transcript is spliced from 4 exons. The record is from RefSeq and is a predicted model, not a curated record. Lineage: Eukaryota; Metazoa; Arthropoda; Insecta; Hymenoptera; Figitidae. Gene Ontology annotation, molecular function: RNA binding; peptidyl-prolyl cis-trans isomerase activity. Gene Ontology annotation, biological process: protein peptidyl-prolyl isomerization; protein folding. Bases 154 to 1035 code for a protein of 293 amino acids.